Cherax quadricarinatus is the source of this 1695-nucleotide messenger RNA. The record is from RefSeq and is a predicted model, not a curated record. NCBI's taxonomy places the organism in Eukaryota, Metazoa, Arthropoda, Malacostraca, Decapoda, Parastacidae.
ACUUCAUUUGUCAUAGAAAAUUAUUGGCAAGUUUAUAUUUACAAAUAUUGUACCUUAAGUGUAUUUUGUGUUGCAGCUCGCUUGUUCCUCAUAAUGUUCCUCUGGGAUUGGAUCACCGGUGUGCUGGGAUAUCUUGGUCUCUGGAAGAAGAGUGGAAAGCUUCUGUUUCUGGGUUUAGACAAUGCUGGAAAGACCACGUUGCUUCACAUGCUGAAAGAUGAUCGCAUGGCCCAGCAUGUACCUACACUCCAUCCAACAUCUGAAGAACUGAGCAUAGGACAAAUAAAAUUCACCACUUUUGAUCUGGGUGGUCAUCACCAAGCAAGGAGAGUGUGGAAGGACUAUUUUCCUGCAGUAGAUGCCAUAGUCUUCCUCAUAGAUGCAGCAGACAGAGGCAGAUUUGAAGAAUCAAAGGCUGAAUUGGAUUCACUUUUAACGGAUGACCAGCUCUCGAAUGUACCAAUUGUUAUCCUGGGCAAUAAAAUAGAUGUAGCUGGUGCUGCUUCUGAGGAUGAACUGAGGCACUACUUUGGUCUCUUUGGUCAGACAACAGGAAAGAACAAAAUUCCACGUAAUGAACUUCCAGGCCGCCCUCUUGAGCUUUUUAUGUGCUCGGUUCUGAAGCGGCAAGGAUAUGGUGAAGGUUUUCGCUGGAUUGCAAAUUAUAUAGAUUAGUUUUGUGCGAUUAGCCUGGACCAGGGUAUGGUGGUAGUGAAGUUAAAACACUAGUGUCUGUUAAGCAAAUUCUAUUCUGUCCAUCAAGUGGAAAAUUUUAAGCUUAACUCAGCACUUGGUGAUAUGGGAGACCUGAAAUUUUCAGUGUCUUACUCUCAUUGGAGUGUUAUAGACAAAAACGAAAGUGCUGCCAGAACUGAAAUAUUUGGCAUGUUCUUUUAUGAGCUUGCAAAUGCCAAGUUAUAUACUCCAUUAUGUGGUGGAAACUUGUAUAAUAGUGGAUUGUAGCUGGUCAGUGGAGACUCAAUUUUUGUAUGUGUAGUUUGCCAGCCCAGAUUCCCAACCUAACUGCCAUUCUGACCUUUACAUGAUCCAUUCCCAAGUUUUGUAAGUUUUGACAUUUAUUUUAUCUAUGAAAAGGGCGAUUAACAGUUGUGAAAAUAAAAAUUGAGAUUACUAUAACAUUUGUUUUUCAUUAGUCAGCUUUUCAGAUUUGAUUUACAAGCAUUAAUUAAAGAAGUUUAAAAGUUGUAGGUUGUACAAUGUAGCUCAUAGAUAUGAAUUUAUCCAAAGUUUUUCUUUAUACCCAUCAUUAAAUGAUUCAUUACUAAAACUGAAAAAAUUCUCCUAUUUGGAAGAAUGUCAGCCAUGUGCAUCCCUUUCAUUGUGAUGCAGGUAGUUAUAUUUUAGUGCUAGAUAAUUCGAGGGAGUUGUCCUCAGUUAUAAAGAAAAACCACCUUUAGGAGCCCUCAGCUGAACCAAACCUAAUUUAUAUUAAAAAGAUGCUUUAAAUCUGAAUGGGAAUUUAUUUAUAAUUUGAAAAUGUAUUCAUGACAUGCUAAACCCAUGGGGGUUACUCAGCAUUCUGUUAGUGUUAUGUUUAAGCUUCAUGUACAGCUUUUCUUUAGGGAUGAAGCUUGACAGCAUUGUGCUCCUCUUGGUUAAUGAUAGAUGUAAUUUUCACUAUUUCCAAGUUUCUGUUAAAAGUAAUCUUUAUACAAUAAAACACGUUAAAUUUAA